This is a messenger RNA of Eruca vesicaria subsp. sativa (arugula), 777 nucleotides long. The record is from the annotation of a GenBank genome assembly. NCBI's taxonomy places the organism in Eukaryota, Viridiplantae, Streptophyta, Magnoliopsida, Brassicales, Brassicaceae.
AUGGCGAUGGCUGUCUCUGGAGCUGUGCUCAGUGGGCUUGGUUCUUCCUUCCUCGCCGGAGGCAAGAGGAGUGCCGCCGCUUUAGGAACCGGUGUAGGUUCUGCAGUUGCGAGAGUUGGUAGGAAAACUCUGAUUGUUGCUGCUGCUGCUGCUCAGCCCAAGAAAUCUUGGAUCCCCGCUGUUAAAGGUGGCGGCAACUUCCUUGACCCUGAAUGGCUCGAUGGCUCGCUACCCGGAGAUUUCGGGUUCGACCCAUUGGGUCUAGGAAAAGACCCGGCUUUUUUGAAAUGGUACAGAGAGGCAGAGCUGAUCCACGGACGAUGGGCGAUGGCAGCUGUUCUUGGGAUCUUCGUGGGCCAAGCAUGGAGUGGCGUGCCAUGGUUCGAAGCCGGAGCUGAUCCACGUGCCAUUGCACCCUUCUCUUUCGGUUCACUUCUUGGAACCCAACUUCUUCUCAUGGGUUGGGUGGAGAGCAAAAGGUGGGUGGACUUCUUCAACCCUGACUCUCAGUCAGUUGAGUGGGCCACGCCGUGGUCGAGGACCGCUGAGAAUUUUGCAAACUACACUGGUGAUCAAGGAUAUCCUGGUGGAAGAUUCUUUGACCCGUUGGGUUUGGCUGGGAAGACACGUGAUGGUGUUUAUGAGCCAGAUAGGGAGAAGCUGGAGAGGUUGAAGGUUGCGGAGAUUAAGCACUCUAGGCUCGCUAUGCUUGCUAUGUUGAUCUUUUACUUUGAGGCUGGUCAGGGGAAGACGCCUCUAGGUGCUCUUGGUUUGUAA